UAAUCGGCAGAAGGCCUCCAACGAAAUCAACCAAAGUACGAAACAUAACUCCAGAUUCCAGAAGGCUGCUGAAGGAUCGAAACCAGAAGGCUUAGGCAGAUUUCAUUCUUGACCUCUUUUUCUGUGCUUCUUCAUCUAAUCUUCAGAUCUUCUCUCAUCGUCGAGGUUUACAACACAAACAACAAUGGUGGAAUACGAACUCCAAGGCAAGUGCUACAGAAGACAACUGUUUCUACAUCCCAAGGUUGUCAACGGCCAGAAGGUAUCGAUCUCUGUUGAUUCUCUGCCAUGUUUUAAGGAUCUAGUGAUCGUUGUGGCAUCUUGCCACAAUUUGGUGUUAUGCUCAGAGAGCUAUGAUGACGAGUAUGAUGAUGGUGUCUAUUACUUAUGCAACCCUUAUACGAAGCAAUGGAUCCAGCUGCCCCCUGCCCCAUCCAAGGGCCAAGCUGUACUCGGGAUGAUAUGCGACCAUCCUAUUGUUUGUAAUAAUGAUGAUGAUGUGCCUAAGGGGUUAGGUGGGGUAGGGCUUAAACCGCGGCAUUUUGGUUCUGAAGCUUUAUUUAGGGACCAACUAGCCCACCACAGAUUCCGGGUGGUCCGCGUUCCUCUGCCGGUCUUUGCCAAUGAUGAUGGGGAGGGUGGGUUUCAGGUGGAGAUGUUAUCAUGUGGUGGUGGUGGUGAUUCUGGGGGAUGGGAGUGGCGGACUCUGCCAGUGGUGUUGCCGCCGCUGCGGAGGCGGCCAUUCAUUUGGAAGGAACACAGGAUUUGGGUCCGCAGGCAUGGUGUUGCCUGCAACGGUCUGCUACAUUGGUUGCUUGGUAGCAGUGCGCAACUCCUAGUCUAUGAUCCAUACACAAAUGUGGUGAAAGCCACAGUAGAGACGCCACUGGAAGCGGCGCCAAUCUUUCCUCUGAAGCUCCUGGGGCCAUCAUGUGGGUCUCUAUAUGGGCAACCCAAUACGUGCCGCAUUUCCACCCUUCAUACGACUGGUUCAUUUGGCAACUCAGUCCGGAUUAUGAUGGCUGGAUCCUGACGCGCCGUUUCAAAGUGGUUUUUGUAAGAGGCUUCUUCCAGAUGAGAUUGAGAUCGAUGGCGUUGUUGGAUUUGUUGGCCAUCCACCCCAACAAUCCCAACACGCUCUACGUUCUGUGGAGUAAGCAUACGCCCGGCCAAGGCUUUGAGAAUGCAGUUGGGCGCCUGGAUUUAGCCGCUAUGGAGUCGAAGCUGCUGGUUGGAAGAAGCAAUAAGACUAGCUCUAUUUACUCGUGGCGCCAAACUUGUGUGCUCCCACCCCCGCCUUCUUAAUUCUCUUUCUACCUACCAAAUGACCUA
Molecule: messenger RNA, 1332 nt
Organism: Cuscuta campestris
Lineage: Eukaryota; Viridiplantae; Streptophyta; Magnoliopsida; Solanales; Convolvulaceae
Source: the annotation of a GenBank genome assembly